AUGUGUGGUCUCUCUAAGAAGGUGGAUUCAGAGAGCACUCUUACAUCACUGUCUGACCAAGAGAGCGAUUCUUUGGCUAAACCAAUGGAGAAUGCUGAGUGGGAACAUUCGUUUUCUGCCUUACUUGAGUUUGCUGCAGACAACAACCUGGAGGGCUUUAAGCAGCAACUCUCCGUCGUGUCUCGUAUCAACCAGACGGGUCUCUGGUACAUACGCCAGAGGUUUGUUAGGAGAAUGGCUGUUGAGCAACGAACGCCGCUGAUGGUUGCUUCGAUCUAUGGAAGUGUGGACAUUGUGAAGCUUAUUCUCUCUUUCCCGGAAGCGGAGUUGAAUCUGUCUUCUGGUCCGGAUAAAAGCACUGCUCUUCAUUGCGCUGCUUCUGGCGCUUCUGUGAAGGCCUUGGAUGUUGUCAAGCUGCUUCUGAGUGCAGGAGCAGAUCCUAACAUCCCUGAUGCUCAUGGGAAUCGUCCUGUUGAUGUUCUCGUUGUGUCUCCGCUCGCUCCUGGUUUGAGAACCAUCCUUGAAGAGAUCUUGAAGAAAGAUGAGCCUAUAUCCGAAGAUCUCCAUGCGUCGUCAUGUAGCUUGGGAUCAAGUUUCCGUUCUCUCUCAUCAUCACCAGAUAAUGGCUCCUCUCUACUCUCUUUAGAUUCAGCACCCUCUCCAACUAAGGUGAACGGUGCGGAUGGAGCUUUUGCUUCGGAGAAGAAAGAGUACCCGAUUGAUCCAUCAUUGCCUGACAUCAAGAGUGGGAUCUAUUCGACAGACGAGUUUCGUAUGUUCUCGUUUAAGAUCCGCCCGUGUUCUCGAGCUUAUUCACAUGACUGGACCGAGUGUCCAUUUGCACACCCGGGUGAAAAUGCUAGGAGAAGAGACCCGAGGAAGUUUCACUACACCUGUGUCCCAUGCCCUGAUUUUAAGAAGGGUUCCUGUAAGCAAGGAGAUAUGUGUGAGUAUGCUCAUGGGGUGUUUGAAUGCUGGCUACACCCUGCUCAAUACAGAACAAGGUUGUGCAAGGAUGGGAUGGGUUGCAACCGAAGGGUUUGCUUCUUCGCUCACGUGAAUGAGGAGCUGCGUCCUUUGUACGCUUCAACAGGCUCCGGAGUGCCAUCUCCUCGAGCUUCUUCUGCUGUUUCGGCCUCUACUAUGGACAUGGCUUCAGUUUUGAACAUGUUACCAGGCUCACCCUCUGCUGCUCAACAUUCCUUCACCCCUCCAAUCUCUCCUUCAGGAAACGGUGUGAUGCCGCAUUCGUCUAUGGGCUGGCCUCAACAGAACAUACCGGCGCUGCAUCUUCCUGGAAGCAAUGUGCAGCUGAGUCGUCUGAGGUCUUCUCUGAACGCUAGAGAUAUUCCUUCUGAGCAGCUUAGCAUGCUGCAAGAGUAUGAAAUGCAGCGCCAGCUCGUCAGCGAGAUGUCCAGUCCUCGCUUUAUGAAUCAUUCCGGUCGUCCCAAGACCCUGACCCCUUCGAAUCUGGAGGAACUUUUCUCGUCGGAGGUCUCAUCCCCUCGUUUCUCUGAUCAGCUUGCUGUCUCAUCUGUUCUAUCGCCGUCCCACAAGUCUGCGCUUCUUAACCAUCUGCAGAAUAAUAAGCAGAGCAUGCUCUCUCCUAUUAAGACAAACCUGAUGUCUUCUCCAAAGAACAUGGAGCAGCAUUCUCUGCUGCAACAAACCUCGUCACCCCGAGCCAUGGAGCCUAUUUCCCCGAUGAACGCUCGAAUGAAACAGCAGCAGCUCCUCCAUUCGCGUAGCCUUAGCUCCCGUGAAUUUGGAUCCAGUCUGCCCCGUGAUUCAAUGGCAGCUGAGUCUGGUUCGCCACUGAGUCCGUGGUCAAAUUGGGAUCACAACCAUGGAAACAGGGUGGAUUGGUCGGUACAGUCGGAUGAGUUAGGCCGGUUGAGAAAAUCUCAUUCCCUGGCUAAUAAUAACCAAAACAGGGAAGGAGAUGUUUCAUGGGUUCAGCAGAUGGCUAAGGACUCUGCAUCACCUAGGAACAGCAACCGAGCCAUGAACAUGAAUGGUGCGAGGCCACUGGUUCAAGGUGGUUCCAGCGUGAACCCUCACAGUGAGAGUCGUGAGGGGGACAUUCUUGAUGCGUGGCUUGAGCAGCUGCAGCUGGAUCGCUAA
This is a messenger RNA of Microthlaspi erraticum, 2124 nucleotides long. NCBI's taxonomy places the organism in Eukaryota, Viridiplantae, Streptophyta, Magnoliopsida, Brassicales, Brassicaceae. The record is from the annotation of a GenBank genome assembly.